CGUUUUCCCUGCUGUUACUGCAUGUGGAAUGUACAGACUAGAGCGAGAGUAAGACGGUGCAUGCAGCCGAAUCAAAACAAAGCAAACUGUUGUGGUGCUGUUAAUGAUAUGAGUUUCAAAUGAACAAUGGUCUAGAAGUAUAUAUGCAGCACUUAGCUUUCUUUAUAACCGUAACGUUUGAAUUAUUUACCUGUAGUCUGUACAUUUAAUCUUCCCGCCUCUUUCUGCACAAAAAAUGUCCCAGGACAGUCAGCAUGGCAAGUGGACCAUAUCAGAUAGUGAAGACGAGGACAACAUUAUCCCUCCAACACCUCAGAAGGAUUUAAACAAACCAAGCGUUAAACCUGAUUUAGAAAGAAAACCAGAUAAGAUCACCACCUUAUUCAAGCAAGAGCCCAAACUGAGUCCAAAACGCAAUGAGAAAGCUGAAAAUUCCCAUACUGUGAAAGCACCGUCUGCUCCUUCCAUGGGAUCUGAAGCCAGAAAAGCUGCACAUGUGAAUCAAACUGACCCUGUAAAGUAUGAAAGAAACUCGCCUGCUGUAAAGAGAAAGAGAGAAACAGAGGAAGGGGGCUGGAACCUCUCUAGCAGUGAUGAUGAAGCUCCACCACCUGCCCUGAAAAAUGAGCCCAAAAAGCCAAAUCGAAGUCCUAAAAGGAAGAAGACCGAAGACAAGCGUCCUCCGAGCCCUCACGGCACUAGUUAUUAUAAAGAAGAGCCAGCUGAUUUCUUUGAGACCAACUUAUUGUCUGUGAAUGGCAUGUAUCGUUUUUAUUUAAACAAAGUCACUGGGAUACCAAAAAAGUACAACACUGGAGCGCUGCAUAUCAAAGAGAUACUUUCUCCGAUGUUUGGAACGCUAAAAGAGUCUGUACAGUUUAAUUACUGUUUUGACAUUCCAUGGAUGGUGGAGCAGUAUCCGCCAGAAUUUAGGGACAAACCAGUCAUACUUGUUCACGGAGAAAAGAGAGAGUCCAAGGCUCGGUUAAUUGAGCAAGCCAAACCAUAUCCAAAUAUUCGUUUCUGCCAGGCCAAACUGGACAUUGCAUUUGGCACACAUCAUACGAAAAUGAUGCUGCUUUGGUACGAGGAGGGAUUCAGAGUCAUCAUUCUUACCUCAAACCUCAUCCGAGCCGAUUGGUACCAGAAGACACAGGGGAUGUGGAUGAGUCCUCUGUACCCCAGGUUACCGGAGGGAAGUCUGGGAACAGCAGGGGAGUCUCCCACCAACUUCAAAAGAGACCUGCUGGAAUACCUGGAAGCAUACCGGGCACCAGAGCUUGCCGAGUGGAUUGAGCGCAUCAAACAGCAUGAUCUGUCAGAAACAAGAGUAUAUCUCAUUGGUUCAACUCCAGGAAGAUAUCAAGGACCUGCAAUGGAGAAAUGGGGCCAUCUACGAUUGCGAAAAUUGCUGAGCGAGCACACGCAGCCUGUGCAGAACGAAAAGCAAUGGCACGUGCUUGGCCAGUUCUCCAGUAUCGGCUCCAUGGGUCUUGAUAAGACUAAAUGGUUGGCAGCUGAGUUCCAGCGCACUCUGACCACACUGGGGAAGGCAGGAAAAUCAUUAGCCAGUCCAGAAACACAGAUGCUCCUGGUUUACCCAUCUGUGGAAAAUGUGAGAACCAGUUUGGAGGGGUUUCCAGCUGGGGGAUCUUUACCCUACAGCAUACAGACAGCACAAAAACAGAUCUGGCUUCACUCGUACUUCCAUGGCUGGCAUGCUGAUGUUACUGGUAGGAGCAAUGCGAUGCCCCACAUUAAGACUUACAUGAGGGUUUCACCGGACUUCACACAGCUGGCCUGGUUCCUUGUCACAAGUGCCAAUUUAUCAAAAGCUGCCUGGGGCGCCCUAGAGAAGAACAACACUCAAAUGAUGGUUCGCUCCUAUGAACUAGGAGUCCUCUACCUACCUUCAGCCUUUAACAUGAGCUCAUUUCCUGUGGAGAAGAAUGUGUUUCCGGGCUCCAGCUCCUCGAAGGGCUUCCCUGUGCCCUUUGACCUCCCACCUCAGCGUUACUCAAGCAAAGAUCAGCCUUGGAUCUGGAAUAUUCCAUACACUCAAGCCCCAGACACUCAUGGAAAUGUAUGGGUACCUUCUUGAGCAGUUCAAGCCGCUCGGAUCAUCUGCAAAAGACGGAAUUAAUAUGGAAAUCAGACCAUCAGUGUCUCGCUCUGCUCCGUAUCUGUUCAGUUCGCCCUUAUGAGGAUUUAGCAACCUUAAUGACACCCUUUAACCUUUGACAGCAAAGGUAGAUAUAUAUACCAUAAUAGUGUGCACCCUUAAUGCUGUAUUUUAAUCUUUUGUUGUUAUAGACACCGUAGAGAUGUUUAGCUAUGUCUUUAUCAUAAACAUUUUGUAAAAAGGCCAAAUAAAUAUCCUAAAAACA
Molecule: messenger RNA, 2387 nt
Organism: Ctenopharyngodon idella (grass carp)
Lineage: Eukaryota; Metazoa; Chordata; Actinopteri; Cypriniformes; Xenocyprididae
Gene: tdp1
Product: tyrosyl-DNA phosphodiesterase 1
Exons: 16
Coding region: 236-2101 (621 amino acids)
Biological process (GO): double-strand break repair; single strand break repair
Cellular component (GO): nucleus
Molecular function (GO): 3'-tyrosyl-DNA phosphodiesterase activity; single-stranded DNA binding; double-stranded DNA binding
Source: RefSeq, a predicted model, not a curated record